This is a messenger RNA of Cavenderia fasciculata, 1206 nucleotides long. RefSeq lists its product as uncharacterized. The transcript has 4 exons. The coding region runs from base 1 to 1206 and encodes 401 amino acids. Lineage: Eukaryota; Evosea; Eumycetozoa; Acytosteliales; Cavenderiaceae. The record is from RefSeq and is a predicted model, not a curated record.
AUGUCAGAUAUAUUAUUCAUAGUUAUAUUCUCAUCACAAACAGAUAGUUGUAUAUAUAAACACAGAAUGAGAUUCUCUAAUCUUUUAUUAUUAUGCUUUGCAUUGUUAUGUUGUUCAACUGUUUUCGCAGCUGACUCUGUUUAUACAGGAUCAGUUGAUUUAGGUGAAAUUGCUAAAGGAAAAGUUUAUAAAUCAGCAGUUGCAUCUGUACCAUUACCAACUAGCACCUUCCAAUUGAAUGCUAUUCAUGUUACUUUGAUGAACAAGUCUAGUAAUGCUCCAUUCUCACACGACUCUAUCUUUUUGUCGACUGUUGAAUUUAGUUUGGCCGGUAAAAAGGUGGCUCAAUUCUCUGCUUCUAAUAUCCUCAACCCAGUCUAUUUCAAUGCUCCCUAUGGUUUGGAAAUCAAGGCUCCAUUGGCAUUAGAUACUGCCGUCAUGACAUCCAACGCUGCUCCACAUGAUAUUGUCUUGACCUAUUCCAUCAAAUAUUCUACUUCUACUGCCUACACACCAUUGACUCGUCUUGCUACUAGUUGUCAACCAAAUUAUGCUCCAUUUAAUGUGCCAGCUGGAAAAGGUGGUUUCACCGCUACUCAUGGUGUUGAAUGGCCACAAAAUGUAAACGCAAUGGCAUUCCAAGCAUACGCAUCACAAGGUAUUAUUUCAUUGAGUUUUGUUGAAGCUACCAAAGGAACAGUUUUAUGUAAAUCAACUCCAGUUGUCGACGCCAAGAAGAUUCUUCAGUACAUGACACCAUGCAAUACCGUCGUUGCACUCGCCAAGGGAACUACUUACAAUACUAUUGCAGUCUAUGACAACUCGGUUGCUCGUAAGAGUGUUAUGGGUAACUUUGGUUUAUAUGUUGGAUCUCCACAUACCACCACUUCUACCACCUCUGCUGGUACCUCUACCCAUGCCGCUACCUCUUCCACUACCCAUGCUGCUGCCACUUCUACCCAUGCCGCUGCCAGUUCGACUCAUAGUGCUGGUUCAAGUGCUGGCGGUUCUAGUGCUGGUGGUUCAAGUGACGACGGUGGCAAGACCUCUGCCACAUCCUCUGAAUUCACUUCUGGUCCAUCCCACGACACUGACUCUACCUCUGGUCAAACUUCUGCCUCUCCAACCGGUUACUCUAUCAGUACCGGUGCUGCUGCCUAUGAUUUCCUUUGGGAUUCCGAUAGAAAGAAUGUUCAAUUCUAUUAA